AAACUAUAUCGAUAAAAUAGAGAGUGAUCGAAAAUAACAUGAUCCACCAACAUGUAAAUAUGUUAUUGUCAUUUCGUUGGCUGUAAAAAAUUAGAAACUGUCAAAUAUCGAUUAUGCAUAAAUGCAUCUUUUCGAAAUUUUGCACUAUUAAUUGUCUUCCAUGGCGGUUUUGCAUCGUGCCUUGUUUACGUGGUUCAAUUUGCUCAUAUUUUUGAUCCUGCUGGUUCUGAGGCUUGAUCAAAGAAUACAAUGGAAUUGGUUUAUUGUUUUCAUUCCAAUGUGGCUGUACGACAACAUUCUUCUUAUUUACAUCGUUUUCAACAUGAUCUCACACUGCAAGAAUGGACGUGUCAAUAGUUUGCACAGAGAGGCAUGGUAUAUGACAGCUGUGCUUCUGAAACUAUGUGCUCAGAUUCUGAUUUGUUUGAAAUCGGAGGCACCUCACUGGUCUCUACCAGCCAAAGUAGUAUUGGCGCCCUUCUGGCUACUCCUUCCAGCACUAGCAACCGAUGUUUUUAUCCAUUUGAUACAUCAAUCUAGAUAUUGAUAAUGGACAAAUUCCAGUUUGCUUCAAGUUACCCAAGGACUUGUGCAUAUAAUUAUACUAACAAAGUAUUAGCUUAUCAAUAUUAUUAUUAUUUGCUGUAUAAAAU
Molecule: messenger RNA, 653 nt
Organism: Camponotus floridanus (Florida carpenter ant)
Lineage: Eukaryota; Metazoa; Arthropoda; Insecta; Hymenoptera; Formicidae
Product: transmembrane protein 60
Exons: 2
Coding region: 161-547 (128 amino acids)
Source: RefSeq, a predicted model, not a curated record